Dendrobium catenatum is the source of this 2664-nucleotide messenger RNA. RefSeq names its product probable glycosyltransferase At5g03795. NCBI's taxonomy places the organism in Eukaryota, Viridiplantae, Streptophyta, Magnoliopsida, Asparagales, Orchidaceae. Gene Ontology annotation, molecular function: glycosyltransferase activity. Bases 145 to 1719 code for a protein of 524 amino acids. The transcript has 6 exons. The record is from RefSeq and is a predicted model, not a curated record.
CGACCGAAAACAGCAGGGCGCGAUGGUACAGGUGGUAAUGGUGGCUCCUCGCGCUCUCCUCCUCGCUAUUGAUCUGCUACAAUUUUCUUCAACGAGUUUUCAAUCUUCUCAUCUUACCCUCCGGCAUCGUUACCUCCGCCUGCCAUGCCCGUUCCCCACCGGCCGGUCGGUGCCGCUCCCUGCGCUAGUCUCAUGCAUCGCGGCCGCUGCCCCGCUAGAAACUCAUGUCGGCUAAUCCUCAUCGUCGCUCUAAUCGCAACCGCCCUCAUCGGUUUUCUCAACAAUACGCUUCCUCCUCUUCCCAAAUCCUUCGUCUCGGUUAUAACCCCCUCUUCAACCUUCGCCGUGACUAAUUCAUCCCACGGUGAUUCUAUUGUUUUCUCUCUCGAUUCAAGGAAUUCCGCUUUGAUUGUGAAUUCUAAAGUUGACGAGAAUUAUGAGGUAAAGGCCAUUCAUACAGGCAACAAGAAGCCAGAUUCAUGCAGAACAGAGACACACUUGAAGGAAGGGAUUUCUGGUGAUGGCGGUCUUCCAGCUUUUACCGGGCGGGAGGUACCUUUUUGGGCCCUGCCACCUGAUGAGGCGCUUCUGUAUGCAAAGAGAGAGAUUGAGCAUGCUCCUCUUCUUGUUGAUGAUCCCGACCUUUACGCUCCUGUUUUCUGGAAUCUAUCGGUUUUCAAAAGGAGCUAUGAACUCAUGGAGAAAAUACUGAAAGUAUACAUCUACCCAGAUGGAUCAAGGCCCAUUUUUCAUACGCCAGAACUUCAAGGUAUAUACGCUUCUGAAGGAUGGUUUAUGAAAUUAAUGGAGGAGAGUCGACAAUUUGCUGUCAAAGAUCCAAAAAAGGCUCACCUGUUCUACCUGCCUUACAGUUCACGCAGAUUAAGGGAUGCUGUUUAUACACCCGGGUCUCAUAAUAUAAAGCCAUUAGCAAUCUUUUUGAGGGACUAUGUGAACAACAUCUCUUCUAAAUACCCUUUCUGGAAUCGCACAAGAGGAUCUGAUCAUUUUUUAGUAGCUUGCCAUGAUUGGGGCCCAUAUAGCACAACAUCCCACACUGAACUUCGCAAGAACACCAUCAAAGCCUUGUGCAAUGCAGACACUUCGGAAGGAAUCUUCAUUCGCGGUAAGGAUGUUUCUCUCCCAGAAACAACCAUCAAAGAACCAAAGAGACCUCUCAAAUACAUUGGUGGGAAAAGACUCUCCCAACGGCCUAUUCUGGCCUUCUAUGCUGGCUUGAUGCACGGCAGAGUGCGACCGACACUUGAGAAGCUCUGGGGAAACGACACCGAAGGAGAUAUAAGGAUCUUCCGCCGGCUACCCAGACGGGUCUCCAGAAACAUGUCUUAUGUUGAGCAUAUGAAGUCAAGCAGAUUCUGUAUCUGUCCAAUGGGAUAUGAAGUAAACAGUCCAAGGAUAGUGGAGGCUAUUUAUUAUGAGUGUGUCCCUGUGAUCAUUGCAGACAAUUUUGUGCUUCCAUUUGAAGAAGUUCUGAACUGGAGCACCUUCUCAGUGGUCAUAGCAGAGAAAGACAUAGCAGAUUUAAAGAAAAUAUUAUUGGAAAUCCCUCUCAAAAGGUAUCUCAAAAUGCAGGAAUGUGUUAAGAGGGUGCAGAAGCAUUUUCUAUGGCAUGCUAAGCCUGAGAAGUAUGAUCUGUUUCAUGUGAUUCUUCAUUCAAUUUGGUUCAGCAGGUUGAAGCAGAUCCAGAUGCCAUUAUGAGAGUGUCUUCCUGAAGCAUUUGACUUGCCAUUUCUGCAAGUUGCUCAAUCUGCUAAAGGGAAAAGGAAUAACAUGAUUUAAGUAUUAAUUUCUCGCUAACAUUUUACUUGGCAUGUUAAGAUGUGUAAUUCACUUUCUACAAUGGGAGUUUCUUCAUGCAAGUUGGAUUCUGACACAAAGAAUAACCAGAAUUUGAAUUCAGGUAACCCCCCUUCCCAGGCCCAAGUUCAUUCUUUUUCAUAUUUCAUUAUUUGCUUUGUAUAAUUUCAGUUCAAUACAAUAUCGUUUGUAAUUUAUGAAUGGCAAUUGAGAUUUUGUAAUCAGAUAGCUAGAUGUUGAUUUUCUUUGGAGAAUGAUAAAUAUGACAGAGAAGGAUUGUAGGCAGCGGCAGAUCCAGCUUCUUUUUUCAGGGUGGGCAAAAAAAUUUUUUUUGGGGUUGGGUAAAGACGUUUAUAAUGGAUGAAAUUAUGGCUAAAAAGAUUUUUCGGGGGGGCGAAAUUCCCAAAAUGCCCAAAAUAUUAUAAAAUAUCCCCUCUAAAUAUUUUUUUUUUAGGCCCAUGAUUGUAGGACUUGAAAAGGGUGAGUAUAGGGUCAUAUUAUUCUAACCACACUUAAGUAGGAUUGAGUUUUAAAAUUUAUAAAAAAAUUUUGAGAUGAGUGUAAUAUAUAAAUAAUCAAUAAAAUAUUAUAUUAUACUAAUCUCAAAAUAAAUCCAAAGAUUUUAGAAACCCUUCCAGCCCAAGUUUCUCUUUCUUAAAAAGAACUAAAUAUGUUUACAAUCACUCCUAUUGCACCCAUUUUAGAUUAUUACAGACAGAAAACUGCAAAAGAAAAAUAGCUGCUCCUGUGUAAAUAUCAUCUCAAUGAAGUAGAAUAAAUAUUCCUAAAGAUUGAAAGACAUGAAUUCAUUUCAAAAAUAGCAGCAUUCAGUGCCAUUUCUGCAGU